CACGUGCAAAAUUUAAAAAACCCACCUACUUUUUUGAUGCAACUUGUCGAAGAUGCAUCAUGUCGGUGUCAAUUUUAGUCAUAACUUAUACAUUUCUACACAUAGCAGAAGGGUCAUUGGGUGACCAUUCCCCUUAUUAUCAGAGGUGUUUAGAAAAGUGUGGGUUAUUGAAUUGCACGGAUGAUGGGUUGCAUUUUCGAAAUUAUCAACAACCAAUUUAUUUAAAUUUGUUACAAUGGUCAUGUGAGGAUGAAUGUAGGUAUGAAUGUAUGUGGAAAACUGUUGAAGCGUUCCAUGAGCGUAAUUGGAGGACACCACAGUUUUACGGAAAAUGGCCUUUUAUUCGACUUUUUGGGAUACAAGAACCAGCUUCAGUGUUUUUCUCCCUGCUAAAUUUCUAUGCCCACAGUAAGAUGAUAAAAAAAUUCAGAAAGGAAGUACCAGACGAUAGUCCUUUGUAUUGGCUUUGGCAUGCAUUUUGUCUAGUCAGUUUAAAUGCCUGGUUGUGGUCAACCAUUUUCCAUACUCGAGAUUUUCCCAUUACUGAGCUUAUGGAUUAUGCGUGCGCCUUUUCGGUGGUACUUAUGUCGUGCUAUUGCAUGAUUAUGAGGAUUUUUCGACAGGCUCCAAGGUUCGUUCUAGUCACUAUCACCACAUUUUUUGUUGCGUUUCUAGCCAAUCAUGUGGCGUAUUUAGGCAUGGGCCGAUUCGAUUAUGGCUACAACAUGCAACUUAACAUUUUCAUAGGAACCUUUACUGCCAUUUGUUGGUUUGGGUGGAGCACGUAUAAUCGAGUUCGGCAACCUUACGUUUGGAAGUGUGCAAUAUUCGUAGCUUUAGGUGGUUUAGUGAUGUUACUCGAAAUAAUGGAUAGACCUCCGAUUUUUUGGGUUUUUGAUUGUCACUCAUUGUGGCAUUUUGCAACAGCUCCACUCACUUGUCUGUUUUAUAGUUUUGUCAUUGAUGAUUGUAAAUUUUUAAGAAAGGAGCAGCAAACUAGGGAGAAGAAGAUUGAUUAAUUGUUACAAUUUUAUUAAUACAAAACAAUUAUAUACACCAUGGAAAUGAAAAA
Tribolium madens (black flour beetle) is the source of this 1072-nucleotide messenger RNA. RefSeq names its product post-GPI attachment to proteins factor 3 (gene PGAP3). Lineage: Eukaryota; Metazoa; Arthropoda; Insecta; Coleoptera; Tenebrionidae. The record is from RefSeq and is a predicted model, not a curated record. Bases 60 to 1019 code for a protein of 319 amino acids. Gene Ontology annotation, biological process: GPI anchor biosynthetic process. Gene Ontology annotation, molecular function: hydrolase activity, acting on ester bonds. The transcript is spliced from 6 exons. Gene Ontology annotation, cellular component: endoplasmic reticulum membrane.